Molecule: messenger RNA, 2451 nt
Organism: Leptomonas pyrrhocoris
Lineage: Eukaryota; Euglenozoa; Kinetoplastea; Trypanosomatida; Trypanosomatidae
Exons: 1
Coding region: 1-2451 (816 amino acids)
Biological process (GO): regulation of gene expression
Cellular component (GO): cytoplasm; nucleus
Molecular function (GO): mRNA binding
Source: RefSeq, a predicted model, not a curated record
AUGAACCGGAUGGAAUCCAACGACUCCCCGCAGUCGGCGGUGACGGCGGUGAACCCUCCGCCACGCUACCCCAACUCGAUGCUUCUGCGCGAGGUCACCGACACGACGGUAUUGGAAGCCCUCAAAGAAGAAGAAGGCCUGCGUGCCGAGCAAGGCGAACUCCGCGAUAAGAAGCGCAGCAUCAAAGCCCAACUCGACACGCUGCUGCGCAACCGCAACGUCGUGAAGAACAAAGCGCAUGAGCAGUUCGAUGAGAAAAUCAACUACCUGCACAUCGAACGCCGACGCCUUCUCGGCGCCCUCGAAGAGCUGCGAGAGCGCCGAGGCAGCCGCGCCUCCGCCCGCGACAAAAUUGUUGAUCUCGAGUGUGAGAUGCGCAUCGCGGCACACGCCUCCGGUGUCGCCGAAACGCGCCUUUUGGCGGAGCAGGAAAAGUUGAAGAACGGCAGCGGCGCCGCCAAGACGUCGGAGCAGAAGAAGGUUGUGGAGAGGUGCAGGAAGGAAGUUGCGGUGAGGGAGGUGGAGAGGCUGCUGAAGGAAGAGGAGUACGCCAAGGCACGAGCGGAGUUCAGCGCGUCGGCUCCCGACUUCGCCGAGCGCAGCGCCCGCGACGAGGAAUUUCGAGAUUUACAUGCGCGGCUGAACGCCGUCUUCGACGAACUCGAGACAGCUAAUCAGAAACUUCGCGCAGCCGCCGGGACGGAGGGGGACACGGAGAAGGUCGAGGCGACACGUGCGCAGCAGGAAGAAAUCGACGCCGCUCUCGAGAAGGUAGAGAGUCGACUCGCAGCGAUCCGUGCGGAGUUGUUCCCGGCGUCGCAGCACUUCACGUACAACACGGCCUACCAUCAAGCCCUUAUCGGCCGCGGCGGGGCAACGCUGCGGCAGCUGCAGGAAGACUUCGGUGUUGCCAUUUGCGUCGACAUGCUGCCGCCGGGGCAUGGGUUUGUGCUGGGCGGGGCGGCGGAGGCGCGGGCCUGCAUCUCCGCGAUCACCGCCAUCAUGAAAGAUGAGGAGGCGAAGAACGCGUCCUCUACGCUGCUCUUCACGCAACCACACUUCCGCAAGGAACUCAUCGGCCCGCGCGGGUCCACGGUGGAGCGCUUCCAGGACGAGUACGACGUGCGCAUGCAGAUGGAUGAAAGCGGUGUUACCAUCACCGGCCGCCGCCACGACGUCGCGGAGGCACGUGAGACUAUUUGCGCGUACCUGGACACCUUCACGCUGCGCGAGAUGACGCUGCCGGUGGCGUCGCUGCCGUCGCUGCUUGGUCGCGGAGGGCGCAACAUCACGUGCAUCAGCGACAGCAGCGGUGUCCGCGCACUGCGGGUGGACCGGGAGCACGGUGUAGUGCGUGCGACGGGCACGCCGGAGGCGAUCGAGCGCGCCUUCGCUCUCUGCCGCUGCGCCACCAGCGAAGGCGACGGCGCUACGAAGACGGUCCUCGCCGACGACGCGUGGAUCGGCGCCGUCAUCGGACCACGCGGGGCAACGAUUCGCCGGCUGGAGGAGGAGACCAACGCGCACGUGCAGUGCAGCGGCGGCGCCAUCACGCUGACGGGCACGGAGGAGGCGGUGAAGUCGGCGUAUGAGCGCGUCGUGGCGCUGCGCCGGACGGAGCGGACGGUGUCGGCGGAUUUCAAGCGGCUGCACUUCUUAACCUCCCCGAUCGUCGCACCGUCCGAAGUGGAGGAGUGGCAGACGCCCACUGUGCGCUCGCCGACGCUGAUGCGUCGAGGUUCCUCGUACAUCACACCCCUCGAGGCGGUGCGACGCGCGACGCAGUGCGACCAAGUUGUUCCGCUCCGCGCGGAGGGCAGCGUGAUGCUGCGCGGUUCACCGGACGCCGUGAACAACGCCUACAGCCUGCUGAAGCUGCUACUCCGACACAACGAGCCCUUCUCCAUCAACGUGGCGUUUCUCGACAUCCUGCGCAGCUUCAUGACGAACCGUAACAGGAAGUGGGACGGCAAGAACCUGUUCGAUUACAUACCAUCUCUCUUCGCCUCUCCGGUGCGCAUCGACGUGGACUGGGCAGCGCGGCGGCUGACCGUCAGCUCCUGCAGCGAGCACGAGGCCCGCGCGGCGACAAGUAAAGUCGUGGCCUGCCUGCGCGACUACAGCGCCACCCACGUGCGGCUUAUCUCGCACUUCCCCGACUAUGCGAUGGGUCGACUGCUCGGGACGCGUGGAUCGACGAUUCGGCAGCUGCAGGAGGCGACCGAGACGGAGAUUAUGCUGGUGCGAGACCGAGCGCAGGUGCAGGUGCUGAACGCUGCCGGGGAUGUGGAGAAGUUAGAGUCGGCCGUGCACGCCAUCCGCGUUGCGGUGUUUGGUGAGGAGGAGGACGAGGACGAGAGCAACAACAAGGAAGACGGUGAAGGUCUUUCUCGCUCCGCCGGGGAUAUGUUCGCUGCACAGACACCCACGCACCGUGGAGUCGCAGCGUAA